CCGAAAAAGUUGCCAAAUUCCCUUGAGUAUUUUGCCUCUCCACAAGAUCCCCACAAUAAAGACUUCAAAAAAAGACAAACAUUACUAAACAGAAAACACUCACAAUAACACAGAUAAACUGUAGAACAUAAAAAGGUAGAAAAACACAAAAAAAAAUGUUUAAGAAAAAGAUUACAAAUACGGAUUAUGGUGAAAAGGAUCAGGGGGACGAGGAUGACGACAAGGUUGAGGUUGUUCGUUUCAGUGCUGUGGAAGAUGACAUCGACCCAUGGGAGAUUCCUUUCCCCUUGCCGGAGCACAAGGACCCGUCCAUGUGUCGUGAUGAGUUUCUCAGCACCUUCAUAGAGGAGCACGAGUGGCGGGCGGAAUCCAUAAAGCCCAGAUCGACAAUUAGGGCCAUGUCGGUGGUCCAGCAGCUGGAGGAGUCCAAGGACCCGGAGUUGGAAAAGGGAGCCGAGGCUAUGGUGGUAUUGCAGUUGGCCAGACAGCGCCAGAAGGGGAACAUCAGAAAGACCGUGGAGCAGUUCUUGGAGGGCAUAAGGAUGCGGUCCACCCUGCUGGCGGAGCUGAAUUUGGAAAUUCAGAAGGCAGCCAUCGAGUUUUUGUCAGUGCGUCUGCUCAAGCAACUGCGCCUCUUCUCGAGUCCCUGGCCUGGAGAGCUGGAGGAGAUCCCCUACCACCUUUUCAGCUGGUCGUUGAAGGACUUUUUGAUGCGCCUGGACAUAAAGCAGAUCUAUCUUGACGUUAUUAAUAGGGAGCGGAGCGCAGAGGAUCUCGACUGCCUUAAGUUCUGCAAGGAUCUGAGUGAAAUCGAACUCCUUAUAUAUGAAAUCCGACAGGACUAUCGCGACGAUAAGGAUCUUUGCAAAAAUAGCCUUAAGUUGUUGCGGAAUGCCCAAUAUAACAAAAAUGCGCCAUGGGUCAAGACCCUUCAAAGUAAUCUCAAAACCAUGGAACAUGAAAAGUUUGACUCCAUGUUUUUUAAGAAAAGCAGCUCCUAUAAGAUGAUAUUUCGUCACACAUCGGUAAUGGACGACUUCGAGAGCGCCUCGGCUUUGGAUCCCAUCGAGAUGCGUUAUCAAAUCAAUUGGAUAAGAAGCCUUACGGAGCAGCGACUGAUGCGGAUAAAUGGACGGGAGGAGUUGAUGAGAGACGGACUAAAGGAUCUGAAGGAACUUAUUUUGGAGGACGAAUCAGUGCAGUACUCCUCGGAGCUCAUGUAUUCCUUGGAAUUGGGCAAGCUGAGGGCGAGCAUCAGGGAGUGGCAGGAUCGACAAGACACCGAUCUGGAGAAAGCCGAAGUCCUGUGUACGGUAUCAAAGCUGGCUCUUCAAAAGUUAAAGGACGAUCUCAAGUUCUACAUGGAGCAGAAGGAAUUGUACGUACAACGGUUAGAAGAGGUGCAAGCCAUUAUAGCCCUCGAGGAACAGAGGGAAAAGGCCGCUAAUGAAAGCCGAUUGUCGAGGAAGUCUGAGAGAAAGUCUGUUAGAAAGUCUUUGAGGAAGUCUGAGAUAAAGUCAGAGAGAAAGUCGGAGAGAAACUCAGAUAGAAAGUCCGAAAGAAAGUCCGAGAGAAAAUCUGAAAGGAAAUCCAGAAAUUCAAAAGCGCAAUAGCAUAUCUCCUGAUUUGGAUCAUUUUCCUUUAUAUGUUUGCAAUUUACCAAAGAUAAAAUUAAAAAUUUGUUAAGCUUG
Molecule: messenger RNA, 1691 nt
Organism: Drosophila gunungcola (fruit fly)
Lineage: Eukaryota; Metazoa; Arthropoda; Insecta; Diptera; Drosophilidae
Exons: 4
Coding region: 156-1613 (485 amino acids)
Source: RefSeq, a predicted model, not a curated record